Aspergillus uvarum CBS 121591 is the source of this 3564-nucleotide messenger RNA. RefSeq lists its product as uncharacterized. The transcript has 7 exons. The record is from RefSeq and is a predicted model, not a curated record. Lineage: Eukaryota; Fungi; Ascomycota; Eurotiomycetes; Eurotiales; Aspergillaceae. The coding region runs from base 46 to 3312 and encodes 1088 amino acids.
CUCAUUCUCUCAAUUCCCAGAAUCUUUUUAUUUAUAGUAAGCGCAAUGGCUGCACGCUCUUCUGCAUGGAAAGAGGCCCAGGCUGAAAAGAGAAGAAAAGCUAGCCGUGAGCUUCGUCGACAACGAGGUUACGAUGCCAGAGCCCAUAUCCAGAAAGAUGCAGAAAGAACCAGAGGUAGAGCAUCGGCAAAGACAAAGGAAAUGUACAAGCAGAGGGUACGCAAAUAUGAGGAGUUUCUCGUCGAGGAACGAAACAUGCCCAAGGGAUACAAGAUUGGAGAGGGUCAUCCAGUUCCUACCUUACAAGACCUCAAAGCGUUUAUUCGCUGGCUUGUCGCUUCCACAGAGGGCACAAUUACUUCUGAUAAACGACCUACUAUGCACACGAUUCUGAUCCGUGCGCAAGAGUUUGUCCCAGGCUUUUUCUUUGAAACCGGAAACGAGAUCUCUAAUCAGGACCGAAAGGACCUCUACUACUGGAUUGAGCAUAACCUGGUCGAAGAGGGUCUCCUUUCAACUAUCAGAAAGCCAAAGUUUAAUUUCAAACUAGAAGACUUUGAGCGUGUCAUGACUACUCUCUGGACUGCAGAUGACCCCUUCUUCAUUUCCGGGCGACAUCGCAUUCAGUUUCAUUUUGCCACCCUUCAAUUUCUUUAUACUGGUGCCCGUGUGUCUUCCUUCACGCCUCCUUUAGCGGAAAGAGAUGGCAAGGGGCUCCGUUACAAGAAUAUUCAGCUUGUUUUGUUUCGUGCUCGUGAUGUUCCUUGGCGAGUCGGAUGGCGAGUCGAUCAACAGUUCGUCAAGAACAAUAAAGACCCCGAGAAUACGAUGUUUGGUACCGCGCUCUGGGAGUGCGAUGAACCCAUAUACUCGGGAGCCUUAUAUCUCGUGGCCCUGGCACUUGCAGACAAAGCUCUCUUCGGUUUUACCACACCUGAAGAAUUUUUCGAGCAGAGAAUCCCUGAGGGACAGAACGAGUUAGUCCUCCGAUGGAACGAUGAGGCCAGAAACCGAUGCAUCAUUCGAUCCGCAACAGCUGAAGGGGUCAGUGAAGACCCAAUGACCAAGGAGAGCUAUCAGGCCGAUUUUAGAAGGAUUAUGGCUGCUGCGUGUUACUAUGUUACUGCUACAGUUCAUGCAAUGCGCCGUGCCUUAGGUGCAGCGGUCGAAGAAAAGUACUCCCUGACACACACUGCUCAGAUCUUAACACAGAAAUCUACGGCUGUGUUUGGCAAUAACUAUCUCGCCGACUGUUCCAGCGUGGAUGCCACCAAUACCGUGAGACGGAAGCCUGUCGAACACGCUCAUGUGGAAUAUUUCCAGGGCUUCGGUCAGUUUCACGAGGCUGGUCUUCCACGUCGCCUACCAUUCGAGGAAGAGCAGAGUAUUGGGGCAGAUCCACGCCUGCAAGCCAAGCUGAAGGAGAUAUGUGACGUAUUAGACGGCGAGGAGUCUAAGCGUAUACAUAAAGAACACAUGGUACUGCGAAGAGAGAUUUACUCCAAAAGACUUCAACAAUAUCAAAGUGAAUGGGUUCAAAGUCGACGUGAUUGGAAAAUUCUGACCAGGGGUCGCGAGCGGUCUGACCAGAAACAACAGGUUGCAGAGAAGCAAGUGCUGUGCAAGCUCAUGCCUGAAUUGGGCCGUUUAGCGGCGAUAAUCUCAUCCAAUGCGCCCCUUUCAUUUGACGAAAAAGCCAGUGUGGUGAGAGAUCUCUAUACCCAAUGUCUUCGCGACUUUACUGUGGUCUACCGUCCGGGAGAAGAGCCUGUUCAGGGCCGCUGUCCAGUAGCGAGUUGCGGCCUUUGGUUAGAGUCCAAGUCGAGAUCUGGGCGGAAUUCACACAUCCAUGGUUGCCUACGACAAGAAUAUGCCCGUAGCACGAGGACCCCGCUUCGACAGGUCAAGUAUUGUUGGGAAUGCUUUACCUUCCACGAUGGGAAAAGCAGUGAAUUCGAAGAGCACUGUGCAAAUCACCUUCCCUCGAUGACCAGUCAACACUACGAAAUGAUGGUGUAUCGCAAUACCAUCACCCGUGCCGGGUACUGUAUUGAAUGCAUGUGGGAUGAACAGCGUUCCGCAGCCUGUCGGAUGAGAGCCUAUGAACGGAGCGACGAGCUGCGAGAGCACCUGGAAGGACAUAUCAGCCUUAGGUCGUGGCCCUCGGGAUGUCCCGAUCCUUCCUGCCACUACAACUUUUCGGAAGAGCAAGAUUAUCGCCGACACCUUCACGAUGUGCACCGUUACCACAAGACCAUCUGUGCGCCACCGGGAAAAGCGCUUAAGAAACGACCAUCAUCUGUGUUAGACGACAAGAUACGUCUAUGCCAAACUCAGCCCAUGCAGGAUAAGAAACCACCAAAGCGCCGCAAGAAACUCUCCACAAUGCCAGCACGGGAUGCGAAGGAGUUAGAGAUUAUUUUCUGGGACCCUCAUGCCGUACACCCGAAAUCCAUCGCGGCUCACGAGAGACUGAAAACUCUGGCAUGGCAUGCUGAGAAUUACCACAGCGCGGGUGUGGUGGGUGAAGACCAGAACCGCGCCGAUGCCUCAUCGGUCACACUUGACACUCCAGAUCUCACGGAUGAUAGCAGCACGUGCUCGAGUCCUUCCACAGCUUGCUCAACCUAUACUGCAGUUGACAUCGACCCACGGCUGUUAGAAAUACCGCCUCCCUUCUUGUCCCAGCCAAUUGAGAAGGCUGAUCAACCUAAUGCGUAUAGCCCCUGGGAGCAUGAAGAGGUUCAAGUCGGGAUCGAGCAGCUUGAGGCUGGGGACUUGCAUCAAAUAACCGAUGAUCUCUUGGAGCAGGAACUCCCUGGCGAAGAUGUAGCUUCAUCCGAAAUGGACACCAGGCCCAUCGAGCAGGCAUCAUCGUCUCUAACUAAGCUGGAUGAGGAGCCUGCCUCAUCCUUGGAUCUCAAUGCAUCUUUUUCCGAAGAGAAGACGGUUCCUACUGUACAAGGCGACGCCAGCAUAUGCCUUAGGGAGAAGAGGACAGUGGAGAAAUCAGAACCAGCCGGGCCUUUGACCAGAGCUAAAGCUCGUGAGCAAGCGGCUGAAUCCGUGCAGAUAUCUACAAGAUCACAUAGCUCGAGCCGCAAAGCUUUGCCCUACAGUUUGAAAGAAGAUGAGCUACUCAAGGUGCUCAUGAGAGAGUUAUCUACUCUUGACGCGGCGACCUCAGCCUUCCAAAAGCGUUUCCCUAGCCGAUCGGCAAGCUCGCUUCGAAAGCGCUGGUCUUCUAUACAACCGUCGUCACGGCGGUCGACUCGAUCAAGAAUACUGCGAAGUUCGCAAGGAUGUGAGUAGGUUGUAUAUAGAACACGAGCAAUAGACUACCAGAAUAAUAGUGAUUCGGAGUCUAGAACUUUGCUCGUCGCCAGCGUUUAUUGUCAUCAUGUAAUGCUUACUACGAUGCUCCAAGGAUUUUUUACUCUGAUACGAGUAUACUCGUUAUCUUCCCUUUCUUUUUACUACUUGUGAUUCAGGUUUCGAAAUGUUCAAAAGACUGGCUCGCGGAUUACAACUAUGAAGAUGAGCAUUGUAUUGUACGAGUUGAAG